Messenger RNA from Phialemonium atrogriseum, 1236 nucleotides. RefSeq names its product CH domain-containing protein. The transcript is spliced from 4 exons. Gene Ontology annotation, molecular function: microtubule plus-end binding. The record is from RefSeq and is a predicted model, not a curated record. The coding region runs from base 175 to 900 and encodes 241 amino acids. Gene Ontology annotation, cellular component: microtubule organizing center; spindle midzone; microtubule plus-end. NCBI's taxonomy places the organism in Eukaryota, Fungi, Ascomycota, Sordariomycetes, Cephalothecales, Cephalothecaceae. Gene Ontology annotation, biological process: regulation of microtubule polymerization or depolymerization; protein localization to microtubule; spindle assembly.
GUCCAACAAGGCCGGCCCUCACCUUUCCUGCUGCCUACCUACCUCUUCCACAUUGUUCGGCAAGCCGUCACCUCUCCUACACCUCGCCGUUCCUUUCAUCGAUCCAUAUUCUUCUCUUUGUCCUGCGUGCUUGGUCUACGUUCAUCGCGUGUACAAGAAAUACCAUCAGUGAAAAUGGGUGAAUCACGGCAGGAGUUGGUCCAGUGGCUCAACAGCCUUCUCCAACUCAACAUCACAAAGGUUGAGCAAUGCGGCACUGGCGCGGCCCUGUGCCAGGUCUACGACAGCAUCUUCCUCGAUGUUCCCAUGUCCCGAGUCAAGUUCAAUGUGAACACCGAAUAUGCAUACAUAACGAAUUUCAAGGUUUUGCAGAACACGUUUACGAAACAUCAAAUCGAGAAGUCGAUUCCGGUGGAGGGCCUUGUGAAGUGCAAGAUGCAGGAUAACCUGGAGUUUCUGCAGUGGACCAAGCGCUUCUGGGACCAGUAUUACCCCGGCGGCGAGUACGAUGCCGUAGGCCGGCGGAAAGGAGGGGCCCUCCCCCCCAGUGCGGCCGGUGGCGCUCGGGCUGCCUCGGGCGGCCCCCGGCGAGUUGGCGGCACCACUCCGACCACCGGACCGCGGCUCGCGAAGGCCGGAGGCGGUCCGGCCACGGCCGCGCUCCAGGCGGAGAACAACACCCUGAAGGAGACUGUCGUCGGCCUCGAGCGCGAGCGUGACUUUUAUUUCAGCAAGCUCAGGGAUAUCGAGCUCCUCGUCCAGCAGGCCGUCGACGAGGACCCCGAGCUGGAGAAGCAGGAGGAUGGCCUCGUCAAGCAGAUCCAAAACAUCCUCUACUCCACCGAGGAAGGUUUCGAGAUCCCUGAGGGGGAUCAGCUUGACGACCAGGAGACAUUCUGAGGGAGCCCUCUAGUACUGUUAGGCGCAGGAAAAAAGCCAAGGGCGAUAGGGUAGACAGAAGACAGAGGACAGAGGACGAAUCAUGAGCACAUAAUGUCAGGAAUAACGUGUAUGGGCGGAGAAGGCCACCCGGUUGGUAACUGGCAUGGGGCUUCUCUCUUGAGUGUGGCGUUGCACCUGUCUUCUAUGCCGCCUCGAGACUUGCAGGUGACGCUUGCAGUGCCCAAAGAGCAGGCAGUGGGUGGGGAUUUCAGUAGAGGCUUCGAUAUUCCCAAACCAGUCAGAAGACUACGUUGGUGAUAAUAGAUAGGAAAUGAAUGUCCUUGUUCCCCUCAG